This is a messenger RNA of Vicia faba (fava bean), 411 nucleotides long. NCBI's taxonomy places the organism in Eukaryota, Viridiplantae, Streptophyta, Magnoliopsida, Fabales, Fabaceae. The record is from the annotation of a GenBank genome assembly.
AUGGACUGGCUGAACUGUAAUGUUGAUGCGUCUUUUAAUAACAACAAUGGCACUACGAAUAGCGAGUGGUGCGUGUGUAAUCAUUCUGGGAACUUUAUUUCUCCAGGUUUUGCUUGGGAUCCAAGAAUUCUUCCCGUCAUUGAAGUCGAAGCCUCAACACUUAAGGAUGCAAUUCUAAGAGCUAUGACUUCGCACUUGGAGUUUGUUACAUUUGAAAGUGAUUCCCAAAGAGUUAUUCAAGCAAUCCAUUAUAAUCGUAAUGGCGACUCUGAAUUUAGUCUUAUUAUUGAGUCUAUUUCUACUUUAUUUGUUAAUUUUCCAAGCUUUGAGGGGAAUUUUAUCAAAUGUCAAUCAAAUAUGGUUGCUCACUCUAUUGCGAGUGCAAUCAAUUCUUGGGCUCGACGUAGUUAA